UCUUCACAAACAAGACAAUGAGUAGUACUUCUUUUGUUGUUGCCUUAGCUCUGUUUCACUUGAGCUUCUUUCAUCUCAAUUUCCACCAAUCCAAAUUUGAAGUGCAAAAGCCCUACGAUGUGUCUCAAGACCAGCCGGUGUCCACAAGCUCUGGGUCUCUUCCACGCACCGAGAUCCGUAUUCGCGGCUACGAUUAUUCCUCGGGUACUUGGCAAUUUGAAGGUUAUGGAUACGUGCCAAGCGGCACGACUGGUGUGAGCAUCAUGCAGGUGUUCGGAGGAAGUAGUCGAGCCACGACCUUAAUGGUUAGAGUUUAUGAUGGCUCGCUUACCAACUACCGAAGCCCAGUGCUAGCGUCCAACAUCUAUAACAAGUGGUUUCGAUUAAAUGUAAUUCAUAAUGCAGAUGCUGGAAGAGUUCAGAUUUACAUUGAUGGGACUCUCAAGUAUGACGGCUCAGAUGAUGGAGGCAGCUCCCAUUACUUCAAGUUUGGGGUUUAUACCCAGAAUGAUCCCUCCAGCUACAUGGAGUCACGUUGGAAAGGAAUCAAAGUUUGAGGAAAUAAUCACUAUGUGAUGGAUGAAAAUGUGUAAGAUGUUGGGAUUCAUAAAUAAAAUAGAAUAAAUUCAUGCUUAGCCUAAUUUUGCUUGCUGAUUCAUGAAG
This is a messenger RNA of Vitis vinifera (wine grape), 663 nucleotides long. Its product is annotated as citrate-binding protein. Bases 18 to 557 code for a protein of 179 amino acids. The transcript is spliced from 2 exons. NCBI's taxonomy places the organism in Eukaryota, Viridiplantae, Streptophyta, Magnoliopsida, Vitales, Vitaceae. The record is from RefSeq and is a predicted model, not a curated record.